Molecule: messenger RNA, 3882 nt
Organism: Symbiodinium natans
Lineage: Eukaryota; Dinophyceae; Suessiales; Symbiodiniaceae
Source: the annotation of a GenBank genome assembly
AUGGAAGACACUGGCGGCGAGCAUGCUCUUGGAGUGCUGGGAUCGUCAUUCACCUCCAGUAUGGACGUGCAGUCAGCGCAAGUGCGCAUAACGACCUCAACCCUGGACUUGGACAUGCCAAGAGCGGAAAUGAAGAGCGAAGCUGCCCCCAGCCUCAACAUGCUCUUGGCGGACAUCAACAGAAAGAUAGAUCAGAUAGCAGGCAUGGAAUCACGCCUCCUCCCAACAAAAAGUUUCAUGGAGAGUGUGGCUGGAAGCCUGGCAGCCCAUACCACAUCUCUAGAUAGCCUGUGCUAUGCCGUGGAGCAGAUCAGGGCGGAGGGCGAGUUUGCCAGCCGCUGCUCACGCAUCUCCGCCAACAAGCGCAACUCGCACCUUUCGCGCCGCUCUUCGCACAAGGCAUCGCCCAACCUGGCUAGUUUGUUGCCUUUGCCUAGCAGCGUACCUACACCUCAGGAUGAUGCUCCAGCCUUGUUAAAUGGGUCGUCAAGCUCCUACAGCAAGCAAAGCAAAGUGAGCAAAGUGAGCAAAGUCUCCAUUGAUCCGACUCCAGAUCGUGGGCUGCCCGUCAGUAGACUCAGUAGCAGCCGUGCCGUGCCGCGUGCACCGCCCAGAAACAAGAAGAAACUUCAGUCCUGUGCCAGCCAUGCCAGCUCCAGUUGUGAGCAGAUGCCAUCUGCAUCUGCUUACGGUAUGAUGGACGAGCUUGAGUCCUUCACGGCCCAGCAGCUCAUGCACAAGCCUAGGAAGUCCCAGCCGGAGGGCAGUAUUUCAGUUGAAGUUGGCGAUGGCUCUGGAGGCGAGGCUUCAGUGCCCAAGCCCAAGUCCGGCCCAGCCCCAAAGCCUGCAAAGCCUGCAGCGGAUGACGCGGACGCUGCCGAUGCCAGGAUCAUCGGCAGGCCAAGGGCUGUCACAGUCAAGGGAGAAGAUAAGGAAGGAAUGCUGAAGAACUGCCGCCGCUUGUCGCUGGAUGAGCUCAGGGAGAACUACAACCAAGUCAUGGCGCGCACUUCAGCCAAAGACGGAAGUCCCAAGGCCACCAAGACCAGCGAUGCCGUCAGUCCACUUGGCGAGUUUCCCGAACCCUGGAGUAUUUCAACUGCGCUGCCAUGCGUCUCUCGGAUCCUUCUGAGCUUGGUCGGGAUCCUGGACUUCGGGGAGGCUUGCUGUUGGCGAGCAUUUUCGAGAUGGGCCCAUGGCGUGUGUCCCGUGAUCCUCGUUGCAGUCCUCGCUUAUGCAAGUGCGCAAGGGGUUGUGGAGGCCUAUGACGCCGAAGCCUCCUGCUUCUACUUUGCAGGUGCUAUCCUUGCAACCUUCAGCCUUCGGCGUUGUGGGCUGCAGUCCUUGCUCAAUGCAAGUGAGAAUUCCUUGGAUGACUAUGCAAGCAGGGCCGGCUUUCUGAAAGACUGGCGUAAGUUGUCGAAGCGGCGCUUGGUUGAAAUGCUUCUCUUGUAUGGACAGAUGCUUGUUUGCAAAGUCGCCGUGAGUGUGCUGAGAGAUGCGGGACCCUGGAGCGGCAUGGACGUCGUGGCUCAUCUUUCGAUCGCUUUCAUGGAGCUUCAGCAUCUAAGGUUUACGAUGGUUGCGUGCGUGCAGCUUCAUGUUUGUUGUGGCUUGGAGCUUGCCAUCGACAGUUUCGGCUUCCGCUUCUUCAAGGACAUGGACCUGGAGGAGGCGCUCGACGAAUGGAACAUGCUGCAGGCGACCUUGCGGCAGGUCUCCGGACGGCUCAGCGGGUCCAUUCUCAUGCUGGGCUUGUCUUGCCUAGGGCCCCUGGUCUUGCUGGCGGAAAGGGCGCUGCGCGACCCCGACUUCGUGUCAGCCAGCUUGGACACGGCCUUGUGGAUUGCUUGGCUCUAUCCACCCAUCCUUCAGUUCCUUUACGUAACUGCGCGUGCUGCUUCUGUGACAGGUAGGGCUUGUCGGGUCGCUCCCUUGGUGAACUCUUGGAAGUUCGAGUCGCAGGAAGAAGAGUCAGAAGUGUCUGGGAUGGACCCAGGGCGGCAGUAUGUCGUGCAGUACAUUAUGCAAAGCGAGGCAGGCUUCUACAUGAAAGGCGAAGAGGCCCUGAGCCCGGGACUGGAGGAGGGCGAAGAAGAGGAUGAUGAUGACGAGGUAGGGCUGCGCGGGUACUGUUUGUCAAGGGGCCCGUGCUGGGGUAAGGGCAAGGGCAAGGGCAUGUUGAUGGUAGUCCGUAGGACGAUGCAGGGCCUGGACUUUCGGCAGCCUGCGCUGGGCGCUCGUUUGGAGUGCGCGCUUCAUGCAACUGGCUUGAUGGCCGUGUCCACGCUGGCCGUAGCCAUCAACUCAGAAUUUUUAGUGGACGUCAUCGAGGAAGUGGUUCGGUCAAACGGGCUACCGGAAAGCUUCUCAGCCCAGAAAGAGGCAUUGGCACUUGAUUCGAGGUUCCGGGAGACUCCGGAGGUGGACAAUCACGUGGAACUGGCAAGUGCCAUCCGAUUCGCCAUGCAGGACCACACUUGGGCGCUCGCAAAGCCCUGGUUAGUUCUCUCUUUCAGCUCGGUGAUCUAUUGGUACACGUCCAUCGUAAAGUCGUCGGGCCGCUGGCGGGGCGUCUUCCGGCAAGGAAUCGAAGAUGGUGAUGUUGUGUCUGCCAUCGUCCGAGAAGUCGAGGUCAUCUCGCACAAGCUUGGCAGGGCGUUUGCUGCCAUCGGCACAGAUGGCAGUGUAGUCACUUGGGGCCAUUGCGCGAAUGGCGGAGAUAGUACGAGUGUGAAGCACGAGCUGCAGGACGUACAGGAAAUCAAGGCUACCGUGGGCGCCUUUGCUGCAAUUCGUGGAGACGGCAAGGUUGUGACUUGGGGAAAUCCUGAUUGUGGUGGGGACAGCACCGCAGUGGAGGCCUUGCUUGAGGAUGUGUGUUUUCUGCAGGCCACGUACAAAGCUUUCGCGGCUCUGCGACGGGAUGGAAAGGUUGUUGCCUGGGGAAGUGGCUCAUAUGGAGGUGACACGGAGGAUAUUCAUUGCCAGCUCCAGGGCGUGCGACAUGUGUAUUCUACCACUGGCGCAUUCGCAGCGGUGAGGCAUGACGGCAGUGUGAUCACUUGGGGGUCUUUGUCUUAUGGCGGCAACAGUGACACAGUCCAGGACUUGCUGACAGAUGUCACAGAAAUUGUCGGAGCCGCCAGGGCUUUCGCAGCGAUCAAGGCGGAUGGCACAGUGGCCACCUGGUGCUGCAAGCUCUGGCCAGACUUUGAUGCCAUCGUCGGUGGGGACAGCCAAGCAGUACAACAGCAGCUCAACGGCGUGCAGCAGAUCGUCGCAUCUGCGCAUGCCUUUGCAGCGAUUCGAUCGGCAGGUGAUGUAGUAACAUGGGGGGCUUCCAGCUGCGGUGGCAACAGCGAGCCUGUCCAUCAACAGCUGACGAACGUGAAAGCUAUCCAUGCCAAUGCCUUUGCUUUCGCAGCGUUGCGAUCUGAUGGGACCGUCGUAACUUGGGGUGAUAGCGCCUACGGCGGUAACAGCCAAACUGUCCAACAUCGGCUGCAAAGUGUGCACGACAUUGCAGCCACAGGGGGGUCGUUUGCCGCACUCACAAGUGACAGGACAGUUGUGACAUGGGGGAGCGCGGAGCAUGGAGGUGACAGCUCGAGUGUUUGUGAGCAGCUAAGCAACGUGCAACAACUUUGCCCCUCACUGCGCGCUUUCGCCGCCCUCAGAUGUGAUGGAAGUGUCAUUACGUGGGGCAGUGCAGAGUAUGGCGGAGACAGCAGUACCGUCCAAGAACAGCUGCACGACGUGCACCGUCUAGAUGCCUCCAUGCGAGCAUUCGUCGCUGUGAAAGGGGAUGGCUCCCUUGUGACUUGGGGAGAUCUGGCCCUCGGAGGCACGACCAACUUCAUGGAGCAUGACUACUACUGA